Pichia kudriavzevii is the source of this 540-nucleotide messenger RNA. RefSeq lists its product as uncharacterized. The coding region runs from base 1 to 540 and encodes 179 amino acids. Gene Ontology annotation, cellular component: cytoplasm. The record is from RefSeq and is a predicted model, not a curated record. The transcript has a single exon. NCBI's taxonomy places the organism in Eukaryota, Fungi, Ascomycota, Pichiomycetes, Pichiales, Pichiaceae.
AUGCUAGAGAGAGGUAUACCGUUCUUAAUGACAACCUAUGGGAUCAGAAGGGGCUUCUAUGUUGUUGAUCCUACCCAAAUUGAUAAGGAAAUGUACUGGUAUGCGGCAACUCUUGAUGGUAUGGAAAAGUUAUCCAAACAUGUAACCUUAGCAGAACUGAAGGAAAUGCAAGUCAAUGUCCCCUUGAUGAUCACAGGUACAGGUGCCAUCAACGACGAAGGCAUUCGGUUUGGAAAAGGCCAUGGCUAUUUUGAUUUGGAAUGGGCAAUGCUGUACACCAUGGGCAUCAUCGAUAUCGAACAGACUAAAUGCGUGGCCAUCGUCCAUGACGUCCAGCUACUAAGGGGCAUCAAGCUAAAACCGGAGAUCUUUGACACCGUAUGUGAUUUCAUCGUUACAAACUCUACAAUCAUCUCCGUCCCUAACGCAGUCAAGCCAAACUGCGGAAUAAUAUGGGACAUGUUGGCACCUGGAAUGCUAGAGGAAAUUGAACCAUUGAAUGAACUCUCGAAAAUGAACACAACCAUCAAGAUCAAUUAA